GGGCGGCGGCGCACUCGGGGCGGCGCGCCCGGGCCUGGAUGUAGAGCGCCCAGGGCCUGUGUUCACCUUCGGAGAGAAACGCGGGUUGUCAUGGCGCUGCGGGGCGUCUCGGUGGUGGAGCUGGCGGGCCUGGCCCCCGGCCCGUUCUGCGGGAUGGUCCUGGCGGACUUCGGGGCGCAGGUGGUGCGCGUGGACCGGCCGGGCGCCGCGGGCGACGUGAGCCGCCUGUCGCGGGGCAAGCGCUCGCUGGCCGUGGACCUGAAGCGGCGGCGCGGAGCGGCCGUGGUGCGGCGCCUGUGCGCCCGCGCGGACGUGGUGCUGGAGCCCUUCCGCCACGGUGUCAUGGAGAAGCUCCAGCUGGGCCCCGAGAUCCUGCAGAAGGAGAACCCCAGGCUCAUCUAUGCCAGGCUGAGCGGGUUUGGCCAGUCAGGAAGAUUCGCCACGGCAGCAGGCCAUGACAUCAACUACUUGGCUCUGUCAGGUGUCCUGUCCAGACUUGGCAGCAGCGGUGAGAACCCUUCUGCUCCCCUGAACCUGCUGGCAGACUUUGCUGGUGGCGGCCUCAUGUGCGCCCUGGGCAUCGUGAUGGCUCUGUUUGAACGCACGCGCUCCGGCAGAGGCCAGGUCAUCGACUCCAGCAUGGUGGAAGGCACGGCAUAUCUAAGUUCUUUUCUGUGGAAAACUAAAAACCUCGGGCUGUGGGAACAGCCUCGAGGGGAGAACCUGCUAGAUGGUGGGGCCCCUUUCUACACAACGUACAGGACGGCCGACGGGGAGUUCAUGGCUGUUGGCGCGUUAGAACCCCAGUUCUACCAGCUGCUGGUCAAGGGUCUCGGGCUAAAAUCCGACGAACUUCCCAAUCAGAUGAGCAUGGCUGACUGGCCAGAGAUGAAGAAGAAAUUUGCAGCUGCAUUUGCCACGAAGACAAAGGCGGAGUGGUGCCGGGUCUUUGACGGCACAGAUGCGUGCGUGACUCCGGUUCUGACUUUCGAAGAGGUCGCCCAUCAUGCUCACAACAAGGAGCGGGGCUCGUUCAUCACGGAUGGGGAGCAGGGCGUGAGUCCCCGCCCCGCGCCUCUGCUGUCACACACCCCAGCCACCCCUUGUUUGGACAGGGAUCCACGGAUAGGAGAACACACUGAAGAGAUACUUAAAGAGUUUGGGUUCAGCCAGGAAGAGAUCGAUCAGCUUUACUCAGAUAAAGUUAUUGAAGGUCAGAAGCUGAGAGCUAGCCUCUAAAGUCCCUCAGCGCAAGUGAGUCUGAAUACUGCGUAUCUAGAAUGACACCUACAGAUGUGUGCAUGGGAACAUGAGCCGACAGGCCCGCAGCGUUCCAGCUGUUCUGAUUCAGAAACAGUAGUGAUCCAUCCUGAAAACGACUAACACCAAGUGGCUUUGGUUUAGGGAUGUUUUUAAUUUACCUGUACUAAAUUAGGGCACUCUUUCUACCUUGACAGAUUAUAUUUGUUGGUAUUAAAACACUUAAAUAUUUAUAAUAUACUUUAAAUAAAUUA
Molecule: messenger RNA, 1514 nt
Organism: Myotis daubentonii (Daubenton's bat)
Lineage: Eukaryota; Metazoa; Chordata; Mammalia; Chiroptera; Vespertilionidae
Gene: AMACR
Product: alpha-methylacyl-CoA racemase
Biological process (GO): bile acid metabolic process
Cellular component (GO): mitochondrion
Molecular function (GO): alpha-methylacyl-CoA racemase activity
Source: RefSeq, a predicted model, not a curated record